UGGAUGGCGGACGCUGGACCGGAGCAGCUCAUGUAAAAGGACUUUAUCCGUGAGACAAGUGGGAACCCGGAGCCCGUCAGCAUGCGGGUCCUGUUGAGUCUCCUGUACCCCGUCAUCUGCCUCAUCCUAGUCGGAUUCUAUCCUACCAUGACAAUCGGUCCGAAGGAGGGCUGGCAGGUGUACAGCUCGGCCCAGGACGCCGAUGGCCGCUGCAUCUGCACCGUCGUGGCACCAGAACAGAGUCUGUGCUCCAGAGAUGCCAAGAGCAGACAGCUGCGCCAGCUGCUGGAGAAGGUGCAGAACAUGUCUCAGUCCAUCGAGGUGCUGAACCUGCGGACUCAGAGGGAUUUCCAAUACGUCAUGAAGAUGGAGAACCAGAUGAAGGGCCUGAGGACGAAAUUCCGCCAGGUUGAGGACGACAGAAAAUCCAUUAUGGCCAGAAACUUUCAGGAGAUUAAGGACAAAAUGGACGAGCUGAAGCCCUUAAUCCCCGUGUUGGAGCAGUACAAGAUGGAUGCUGCGCUCAUUUCCCAGUUCAAAGAGGAGAUCAGGAACCUGUCUGCAGUGUUGACAAGCAUCCAGGAGGAACUUGGAGCGUACGACUACGACGAGCUGUACCAGCGAGUCCUGCGGCUGGACAGCAGGCUGCGCAGCUGUAUGGGCAAACUGACAUGUGGGAAGUUAAUGAAAAUCACUGGACCAGUUACAAUAAAGACAUCUGGAACCCGGUUCGGGGCAUGGAUGACUGAUCCACUGGCGUCCACCAGAAACAACAGGGUUUGGUACAUGGAUAGUUACACCAACAGCAAGAUUGUGCGCGAGUUCAAGACGAUAGAUGACUUCGUGGCCGGAGUUGUUUCCCGAACCUACAGUCUCCCUUUCAAAUGGGAGGGGACCAAUCACAUGGUGUAUAACGGCUCGCUCUACUACAACAAGUACCAGAGCAACAUCAUCGUCAAGUACAGCUUCGAGUCGGGCAGCGUUCUCGCUCAGCGCGCCUUGGAGUUCGCCGGCUUUCACAACAUGUAUCCCUACACGUGGGGCGGGUACUCGGACAUCGACGUCAUGGCCGAUGAGCUCGGAAUGUGGGUGGUCUACGCCACCAAUCAAAAUGCUGGAAAUGUCGUGAUUUCCCAGAUUGACCCCGACACCCUGCAGGUGCUGAAGACGUGGAACACGGAGUAUUCCAAACGCAACGCCGGGGAAACGUUCAUGAUCUGUGGGACGCUUUAUAUCACCAACUCUCACCUCUCUGGAGCCAAAGUCUACUAUUCAUACUCAACCAAAACUUCGACUUACGAGUACGUAGACAUUCCGUUCCAUAACCAGUACUUUCAUAUCUCCAUGCUCGACUACAACGCCAGAGAGAGGGCGCUGUACGCCUGGAAUAACGGACACCAGGUGAUAUUCAACGUCACUCUUUUUCACGUCAUCAAAACAGACGACGACUCCUAAACAUCACUUGGUGAUCCCUGGACAUCAAGUUUGCUCAAGUAUGGGCGCUUUUCUGAAAACCUUUUAUUGCGGAUCAGUGACUGAAAAGAGCAUGGACUCCAGUGGACACCGAUCAGACAGGUUUGCCUCAUGCGGCUCGUGUCAGCGGUACCAGCCGAACACUCUUGAUUGCUUCUGCAUGAAUGUUCCUUUGUCCGCGGUGACUCGUCUAACUGUCUGUAUUUUUGCUGCAAAUCUGUUUUGCGUCGUGUUUGCACCCAUGUCGACUUUAAAAUACGAAAUGCGAAAUACUAGAUAUUUUUUGCGCAUUUGUCACCAUGCCGCACUGGUGUAAUAGAUUUUUAAUGUGUGUUCGUGAAAGUCCAUUAUUCUGUUCCCAAAACAAAAUCAGAUUUGUAUUUUUUUAUAUAUAUCGAAAAAAAGAAACCAAUAAAGAAAAUCUGUACAUUUUCAUGUCAAUCAUAUAUUGUACUUUUUCAUUUACACCGUUCUUUCAGCAUUUCUCAAGAGGGUGUCACCUGAACCUCUCUAGUCUCAUGUCUUUACCUCACCCAUAAACCUGGCUGCCUAUCUUCUCUCUCCAUCCAUUUCUCUCUGUGCAGCCUCACUAACUUUGUCCUCAAACUUCUACAUGACCUGUCCCUCUGACACUCAUUUCUAAUCUUGUCCUUCCCAGUCGUUGCCAAUGGAAACCUGAGCAUCCUCUGACUCUGCUGUUUCUGCUUCUUGUCCUUGUGUCCGUCACUAAUUAGGAGUUUAAAAGUCGAUUGACCAAGGGGGCGCCAGAGGCAAAGUUCUAGUGAGGUUUUUGCUGCAUUCCAGGGCUCAUUUUAUUCUACCUUCAGCAUACAAUUAAAUCCAUGCAAAUAAUAGGCCUUGAUAUGGUUAUUUAUCUGCAUUACAAAUUAAACAACAAGUAGCAGAACAGACUCACUGAAAGACAGCCAGCACAUAUUAUGUUCACAAAACAACAACUCAUCGCCAUACAUGUGCUUCACCCUCAUGUUGCCAGUCAAGUCAGAAAUUAGAGCCUGGCGGAUCAAUAUGUUCUUCUCUUGAGGUCUCCUGACAUGCACAGCAGGACUGGAACAACAGGU
Molecule: messenger RNA, 2552 nt
Organism: Synchiropus splendidus (mandarinfish)
Lineage: Eukaryota; Metazoa; Chordata; Actinopteri; Syngnathiformes; Callionymidae
Gene: olfm3a
Product: olfactomedin 3a
Exons: 6
Coding region: 82-1455 (457 amino acids)
Biological process (GO): signal transduction
Source: RefSeq, a predicted model, not a curated record